CUGCUUUUAUCAAUCCAGAAGAAAAAAUGUGCGUGUAUGCUGUUUGUUUGUCUGUGACUUAGUCGAAGUCAGUUCGUUCUCCUUUCAACUAAUUGAUAGUUUAUUACGUGUGUUUAAAAAGAGGAGGAUAAUAAAUUAUUUUUAGUUAAAAAGUUAAUAAUUUUUAAGUUAUUAUUUUUGUGACUAUUUUGAGAGAACUCAACUCUUAAUAAAAAAUUUCCUGACACCCUAGUCCGUGGUAGCCUACUAUAGUACUUCUCGAUGAGACACCAAAGAAAGCUUGUUGGAUGGAGAUAUGGUGUUUUUAUUGGUUCUUGUGUAGCAUUUCUAGGUUUAGCGGUUUAUCCGGUUAUAAUUUCACCUAUGAUCAACCCAGAUUAUUAUAAACAAGUACAAGCCAUUGGUAGAAAGGAUAUUAAACAAGAAAAUGUACAACCUGGAAAAAGAUACUAUUGAAAGACCAGUGAGGCAGAACCAUGAACUCUUAAAGCAAAUACUUUCUGAUUCAACUGUAUGAUAUUUCUAUUGAGCCUCAAGGAAUGGAGUCAGAGAACCAAGCAGUUUCUUUGAGGUAACGUAAGAAAGGAAUAUAUUUAAAGAUUUCUUUUUGAAUUUAAUCAAAUUAAUAAUUACACAUAUAUUUAUUUGAUAUUUGUUACUGGCACUACCGUACUCUACAAUGGGAAUAGGCAUAUAAUACAGUGUGAUAGCAAUUCGCAAUACUAUUGACUCAUCAUAAUAUUACAUGUUUAAUCAAUUUUAUUAAGACUUCACAAUUUUGAUUAACUCUGUGUACCAUAAUGUGACAUGUUCAAUAAAUG
This is a messenger RNA of Homalodisca vitripennis (glassy-winged sharpshooter), 821 nucleotides long. RefSeq names its product small integral membrane protein 20. The transcript has 3 exons. The record is from RefSeq and is a predicted model, not a curated record. Gene Ontology annotation, cellular component: mitochondrial inner membrane. The coding region runs from base 262 to 456 and encodes 64 amino acids. Gene Ontology annotation, biological process: mitochondrial respiratory chain complex IV assembly. NCBI's taxonomy places the organism in Eukaryota, Metazoa, Arthropoda, Insecta, Hemiptera, Cicadellidae.